Messenger RNA from Moneuplotes crassus, 585 nucleotides. The record is from the annotation of a GenBank genome assembly. Lineage: Eukaryota; Ciliophora; Spirotrichea; Euplotida; Euplotidae.
AUGAAAAAUACAAACCGGAAUUUUAACCUUGAGUCUUACAAGGUGUUAUGUAACUCGAUAGCUAGCAAAAAGGAGCUAGUUAGAAAAGUUAGCAGAAGAAGAGACGAGAUGUCUCCAGUAUUACGGAAUCAGAUGUUUCAGACUAUUAUAAAGCUCAAGGGUGGUCACAACUACAAAAGAGCUUUCAGCCCCCAGAUAAUAAGAAAGAUGAGACCAGAAAGCCCUCAAUAUGAAAUUAAAUUCAGCCCUCAUGCUUCCUGGAAUCAGCAGAAGUCUAACUCAGCUCCUGAUAGCAAGCAUAGGAUAAAGAAUGGGUGGUACUAUAAUUUGAUAUCAAAAAUUCGUACUAAGAUGAAUAAAUCGGGCUUUAAAAACAGAAGAUUUAUAUCUCCCCACAUGCUUAGAAACAAAGCUGACCUACUUGCUAGUAGCAGAGUUCUGGAUGAUACACAGCUGAAAGGAACAACAAAAAUCGGUGAUUUUAAGAAAAGAAAACAUCCACAUAAACUUCCAAUUCUUAAACAGCUGACUUCUUUGGACGUAAUAAAAUUUGAUAUCUAAAUUAACUUAAUAACAACUAUUUUA